Molecule: messenger RNA, 1099 nt
Organism: Megalobrama amblycephala (Wuchang bream)
Lineage: Eukaryota; Metazoa; Chordata; Actinopteri; Cypriniformes; Xenocyprididae
Exons: 4
Coding region: 94-864 (256 amino acids)
Source: RefSeq, a predicted model, not a curated record
CACUGACUGCAGUUUCAGUAAACCACUUUACACCAGACGGGCAGCACAUUCACCAUUACAGGUUAUUAUAAUAUUGGCGAACUGCUGAACAAAAUGUUUGUGGCAUUUAUUUUCUUCUGUUUGAGCUCAUGCAAUCUAUCUGGUGUGUUUGGUGAGUCUGUGUCAGUGAUGGAGGGAAACUCUGUCACUUUCUACACUGGUGCUGCUGAAAUACAGAGAGACGAUCUGAUACUGUGGACAUUUGGACCUCAUGACAUUCUCAUAGCUAAAAUCAACAGACAGAACAAUAAGAGCAGGUUUUAUGAUGAAAAUGCUGAUGGGAGAUUCAGAGACAGACUGAAACUAGAUCUUCAGACUGGAUCUCUGACCAUCAUCAGCAGCAGAACCACAGACUCUGGACUUUAUAAAGUCACCAGCAGCAGAACAAGGAUCACACUUAACACAUUCAAUCUCUCUGUCUAUCCUCAUCUGCCCAUUUCUUUCGUCAGUAGUAACUCAUCAGUGUCCAGAUGUGUGCUGCUGUGUUCAUCAGUGGUGAAUGUGAGUCAUGUGACUCUCUCCUGGUUCAAAGGAAACGGUUUAUUGUCCAGCAUCAGUGUGUCUGAUUUCAGCAUCAGUGUCUCUCUUCCUCUGGAGGUGGAAUAUCAGGAUAGAAACACCUACAGCUGUGUGAUCAACGAUCCCAUCAGAAACCAGACUCAACUUCUCAACAUCACUCAACUCUGUCACACAUGUGCAGACUGCACCCACUGUGGUUUUACUGUGAUCCGAUUGGUCCACUCUGCUCUGGUGGGCGUGGCUAUUGUUGCGGUGCUGUUUUAUGAACUCCGAUCUAAAAGUCAACAGAAGAGCAUGCAGAAAUAACCAUCAAAUGCUCAAAUAACCGGAUGUGGACAUUCUUGAACGACUGCUUUGUGUAUGUCAUCCUUUCAGUAGACUAUAUCAUUCAUGAAUAAAUGUCAUGUAACUGAUUAUGAAUUAAUUUUAUUCUGUACAGAAAAUACUGCAAUAAAGUAAUCACGAACAGUUGUAUUUGUAUAGUACCUUUAACGUUGCAAAUGGUCCUAAAGUAGCUUUUCCAAGAAUAGCUUCAAAACCC